AUGAAGAUUCGUGUGGUCCAGAUCUGGGGUUUCCUGAUGACAGUUUUGGGCUGGAUCUUCAUGGCCUGCACAUUGGCCAUGGAGGGCUGGAAGAUCACCGCCAUUGGGGGCAUGGGGGGCUCCGCCGUCAUCAAGGUGGCCUGGUAUUGGUCCAGCCUGUGGAGAUCCUGUUAUACAGACUCAACUGCUGUCAGCAACUGCUACGACUACCCUGUGCUCUGGUCUGUGGAGGGCUCCAUCCAGAUAGUGCGAGGCCUGCUGAUGGCAGCUCUUUCCCUGGGCAUGAUGGGCUUUGUGCUCAGUCUGAUGGGUAUGGAGUGUACUUUCAUUGGGGGUAAAGACCGGUCAAAGUACAAGAAGAUCUACACCGGCGGGUGGUGCCACAUAAUCAGCGGUUUGCUGUCCACAUGUGGGUAUGCUGUUUAUGCACAGUAUGUCUCAGUAGAAUACUUCAACCCUGAUUUUGAUGGACUGAAGUAUGACCUUGGCACCCCGCUGUUCCUCGGCUGGGUUGGCUCGAUCUUUCAAAUGACUGGUGGUUUCUUCUAUCUGUGGUCAGUGUGUACGCCACUCUGUGGAGGAGAGGACAUGGUAAUCAACGUCCAGCCACUACCAGACCCCAAGCAAAACAUGGUCACCACUGCUCUGUGCAAAGUGUCCUCUGUGUCCGAACUGUCUGAACGCUCAGACGUGUCUGACAUUUUCUCAAGAUCCAAAUCUGGACGCACGGCCAAGUCAGGGCGGCCAUUGAAGAUGGGGCAAACCACCAGGUCUGCAGGGUCGAGGUCAGGGUCGGGGUCGGAGUCCGGCCUCUCGGCGAGGUCCAGCAUAUCGAUUUUGUCCGAGUCCAGGAGCAGCAGCACUGGCAGCAGCAGCCGGACAGUGUUGUCGUUGUCAGGCAGCUCAAGGAGUGAGACUACACCGUUCAUAAAAAACUCUUAUAUUUGAAUAAAUGUGAGUCAUUAUGUGAAGGACACAUAUUAAUGAAUUUGAUUAACCGGUGGUAUGAUGCUUUUCUAUUCAAUUUUUGAAUCUUUUGCAAAAUGCAAAUUCAGUGGUAUGUAUUUUGUAUUCAUAAUUGUGUGACAAAUCCUUGUUUUAAAAAUCUUUUUUUACUGAAUCAAUUUGUGUAAAGUUCUUGCUGCCUGUUGUUCAUGUUUAUCAUCUAUAAUGUAACAAAACUAGCCUCUUACUAGACACAAUAUAUAUUCAUGCAAUAUAACAUGUAACUAAGGUAUCCAUCAAUUUAUAAUAGUACUGUCAGCCUUUGUGUAGCCUUUAAAACCACAACUAAAACUCCACCAGGCUAAUCAGGUCUAGUUGACAGUAAACAGUGUCUGCUUUGCUGUUCAAACCUUCACACAAAUACACGAGCAGCUGCUGUAACAGGACUGGAAUUCUAGAGCUUUAAUGUGAAGCAAAACGCUUGUGGCUUUUUAAAUUGGCUUUUUUUUAUUACUGGUGGACUACUUCCUUUACAAGGUAGGAAGUCAUUAAAGACCUUCACAUCUGGCAUUAUUGGCUCUGCUUUUCCAGUUGAAUUUAAGUUAUCUGACUUUUAGCUAUUGACUGCUAACUUUACAAAAGCUAAAGUGUUGUAGACACAUUCAAAACUAAAGUAAACAUCUCAGUAACUAUUUGUACUUAAUUGGUGAAGGCUCUUCUAUUUACCAAACUGAACGGAUGUGGGGGAGAAUGGGUCAGAUCCUGGGCCUGCUGCUCUGCAUACUGGGCUGGGGCUUUGUGGGUUGCACCAUUGCUAUGGACCACUGGAGGCAGUCAGGGGCCUUCUGAUGAUUGGCCUAUGCGUCGGCUUGAUUGGCACAGUGCUCACAUUUUUUAGAAUGGAAUGAACACACAUUGGUGGAGACCAGAGAAGUAACGACAGGAUUUUAAUAACAGCAUCUGCUUUCCAUCUGGUCGGCUGUGUAUCAGAUGUGGCUGGCUAUUGUUUAUAUAGAAACACAGUGACAGCAGUUUUUUUUACACAGCAAAGCAGAUCCAUCAAAACUGAGGUAACGUGGUCUUAAAAUAACACUCAUUAAUAGGUAAAUGUCACAAAAAAUGCAAGACAGAAGAAAAUUUUAAUGGUUAUCUCUUCAGAUAUGAAAUUGGACCACCCCUACACCUUGGCCUGGUGGGGAGUUUCCUCAUUUUACUUGGCUGUAAAGUUCACUGUGCAACUGCUUGCUCAAUACAAUACUCACUAAUGUAUUGUUACUGUUGCUGUUUCUGACUGGAUACAAUACUCUCUCUGCAGCAGGCAUCCCAUAGUUCCCUCCAUCAGAGAGAAAACAAAGAAGAAAAACAAGUGUUGAGAUGAAAAAGGCGCAUCUAUGGUCCAUAAAAAAAAAAAAGGUAAAAUGUCUCCAAAAGUGUACACGAUGGCUUCUGUUGUGAUUGUGUAAUCAGAGCCUUAACCAGGAUUUCAGAAAUACUGAGGUCAGAAAUUCAAUUUGACCCAACAAUUGUUUUUCAAAUGUACUCUAUUAUAAAGCCCAAAGCCUUGUGUAGAAAUAAUAGCCUACCAAAUUAGCUAUGUAUAUACAAAAAUAAACGAUGAAAAAAUGG
Molecule: messenger RNA, 2571 nt
Organism: Siniperca chuatsi (mandarin fish)
Lineage: Eukaryota; Metazoa; Chordata; Actinopteri; Centrarchiformes; Sinipercidae
Gene: cldn10e
Product: claudin 10e
Exons: 7
Coding region: 1-948 (315 amino acids)
Biological process (GO): bicellular tight junction assembly; cell adhesion
Cellular component (GO): plasma membrane; bicellular tight junction
Molecular function (GO): structural molecule activity
Source: RefSeq, a predicted model, not a curated record